AAACAUUAACUGUGACUGUGAACAUGCAGAUAUUGUGUAAUAACAGUGCAACAUAUCUUUCAUCUAGGUUUAACAUUUGUUUCCAUAGACUUAAAAGAUAUAGCCGUGUUAGUCUGUAGAAUCAGUAUGUAGAGAGAUCUUGUAGCACCUUUGAGAUUAACUGAAAGAAAGAAAAAUUGGCAGCAUGAGCUCUUGUAGACUUAAGUCUGCUUCCUCAGAUGCACUUGAUGGGGUGGACCUGGUUUUCCACUCCACCAAAUGCAUCUGAGGAAGGAGACGCCAGAUAAGGUGUUAUAAGACCUCUCCACAUUUGUUUCCAUAAAUAUUGUUGCUUUGUAAGGGGAAAUGCAAGAAUUCAUUUGCGGUAGUUAUAGGCUGUUCAGUUUUCUUGUUAAAUUCUGAUUCAGUAAAAUAGACUUAUUUACUAACUGUGGGGCUGUACAGAUGAGAAGAAAGGGGUGGCCAGAGACAACAAUCUGCUCCAACAAUCUGCGAAACGCAGCUCAUUUCUGCACCGCUGCCAAGUCAUCAUUAGCACCCUGGAGCGACAUGAUGUCUCUUGUUCGCCGCACAAUUUGGACGCGGCGUACAAGGCACAUCAUCAGUGCACACACCAUCUGAAUAUGCACAUUCCCAAAAUGGCACCAGGAUAGCAUGGAGCGUGCGGGCACUCCACUCUCCUGAGCCCUAAUUUCGGCUCCAGGCCGCCACAAAGCGACCAUCUGUACCAGGCCUAAAUUUAUAUAUAGACCCGUAGCACUGUUGUCUAAGUAGCUCAUUACCUUGUAUCAUGCAGGCAGUGAGAAAGUGUGUGUGUACAGCCCAAGAACUAUCUUAUUUUUAGGGGCCAUAUUCUGAGGAAAGUAGUUGAUUGUGUGGUCAGCAACUGGGCAGCUUUCCUGUCUUCCUUUCUGACACACAGGGCAGGAUGGGGGAAUGGUGGAGGCUGGUUAUACGUCUUUCACCCUUGAUCUCUUCUUCCUAUUCAACUAAUUAAUUAAUGAGCAGCGGGGAAGGGGAUCUGUGAGGCUCUGCUGAUCAGCUUUCUUUUCAGUCCACUGGUUACUGUAGGUGGGCCUGUAGGGGAGAGGGGAGAUUAACUUUCCCUUCUUCAUGAUUUUUCUAUACCAAUAUUAUUCAACUGAUCUGAAGCAAGAACCCAUAGAGGGAUGCCCACCCCUGGGAGAGAACUGGGAACUACCUGAAGGCCAGCUCUUUAUUCCAAGAAAUCUUUAAAGUAGAAAAGAGUUAGUAACACUUACUGUAUAUACUCAUGUAUAAGUCUAGAAAUUUUAGUUCAAAAAUUGACCCAGAUAACCUGGGUCAACUUGUCCACAGGUCAAUGUAAGUACAGUGUGUCCUUGCCUUACACGGGGAUCCGUUCCAGAUCCUGCUGCAAAGGCAAGUUCCGUGUGUGCUUGAGCCCCAUUGAAACUAAUGGGGCUUGUGCAUGUGUGCAACGCACACCAUGGGGACAAGCACCAUUUAAUAUUAGUCAUGCAGUUUUCAGUGUAAGAUGAAAGCCGCAUAUGUCACACCCGCAUAUGACACGGGUACACUGUAGUCUACUUUUAACUCUUCUGAAAUAAGGGACCAUUCCCUGGUGAAAAACAAGAGUGCAGUCUGUCCUGGAAGCACUGACUCCCCCCUCGACUGUCUCACCCAUCCAGCCUUUACUAUAUGCACAAAACAGUUAUGCCUCCUGGAAUUUUGUAAGUUCUUUGGCAUUAUUUUCCUUCAUCCUUUAGAAAUUUUCUUAAUAUGCUAUUUACGUUUUACCCUCAUCAAUGGAGGAUAUCAAAAUCCAUAAUUUUGGCCUCCAAACCUGCCCUUGGUUUAUACAUGAGAUCAACUUAUAGUUGAGUAUAUACGGUAUUAGCUGAAUUUGGCUCUUGGAUAGGUUUCUUGGAUUAGUAUUCCAUCCUUUAGGAAAAUGAUGGUGGUUUGCUUUGCAGACUUAUGAGUUUGAGAAACAUCACAAAACAGUCAUAUGCUAGUACCAGAAAUAGGUGAGACAGUGACAAUUAUUCCAAAAGUAAUUUUAGAAGUCUCUCAGACUAAGGCAUUAGAAAUGAAGUUUUCAAAAUAGAAUACUUUCCUAAAAAGCUAGUAUAGGUGUAUGACCUAUCUAGUUCUUCUAGCUAAAUUUGUAGGCCAAGGAAUACUUUUGUAGUUCUAUUUGCUUAUACCCUUAUGUUCACAGGAAAAUCUUUUGACCGUGGAAAACUAGUUAUGGGUUUGAAUUAACAUUUGAAUCGUUUUUCUGCCUUUAUUUCAUCCGUAAACUACAUCCAGAGCUGGCUGUUCUGGAUCACCCCAACCCUGUGCACUUUUCUGCUAUGCAAUCUGGAGCAACUGCAAAUUGUCAGUUCACUUCAUACAAAACACUGUUUUUGUGGUAUGACUUACUGUGUGUUCUUUGCAGGUUUUUUGCCUCCAAUAACACCACCAGAGAGAUUCUUUCUUUCUCAGCUGAUGUUGGCACCCCCUCGGGAGCUGUUCAAAAAGACUCCACGACAGAUUGCAUCAAUGGAUGUAGGAAAUAUGGGCCAGUCUGUAGACAUAAGUGGCCUUCAGCUGGCUUUGGCAGUAGGACAAGUAUCAGAGUUGGAGGAAAUUGCUGCAUUUCCUUAGAGAAAUCCAGGAGCUGGAAACUAUUACAUCUGAGGGAACAACAGAAAACAAGCUCUGCAAAGCUGCAGAAAGAGCGUCAGUCUGAGCUGCCAACACAGAGUAAAGCAAGUUUUCCCAGCAUUCUUAGUGACCCUGACCCAGAUUCUUCAAAUUCUGGUUUUGACAGUUCUGUUGCAUCCCAAAUCACUGAAGCUCUAGUGAGUGGACCAAAGCCACCUAUUGAAAGCCACUUUCGACCAGAAUUUAUCCGACCACCACCUCCGCUCCACAUUUGUGAAGAUGAAUUAGCUUGGUUAAACCCAAUAGAACCAGAUCAUGCCAUUCAGUGGGACAAGUCAAUGUGUGUGAAAAACAGUGCUGGAGUGGAAAUCAAGCGAAUCAUGGCCAAGGCAUUCAAAAGUCCUUUGUCAUCACAACAGCAGACACAGCUUCUUGGAGAAUUGGAAAAAGACCCUAAGCUUGUUUAUCAUAUUGGGCUCACACCUGCCAAAUUACCUGACUUGGUGGAAAAUAAUCCUUUAGUUGCCAUAGAAAUGCUGCUUAAAUUAAUGCAGUCAAGUCAGAUAACGGAAUAUUUUUCAGUCUUGGUCAACAUGGAUAUGUCUCUACAUUCAAUGGAAGUUGUAAAUCGGCUUACUACAGCAGUUGAUCUUCCUCCAGAAUUUAUUCACCUGUAUAUCUCCAAUUGUAUUUCUACAUGUGAACAAAUUAAAGACAAAUAUAUGCAGAACCGGCUGGUACGCCUUGUUUGUGUCUUCCUACAAUCCUUGAUUCGGAACAAGAUCAUUAAUGUACAGGACUUGUUUAUAGAGGUACAAGCAUUUUGUAUUGAAUUCAGUCGGAUAAGAGAAGCAGCUGGCCUUUUUCGAUUGCUGAAGACACUUGACACUGGUGAAAAUCCUUCAGACACAAAGACUUCAAAAUAAGACUUUCAAAGAAUGGUGUUUUUUUUAUUGGAUUAGGAUGUUGUAAAAAUUCUGUAUAGUUGACUCUUGCUUGCAAUUAAGAUGCUAUUUGUGCUGUAUUAAAUGCUUUUGUUUUGGAUAAGUUUGAAUCCUGGCAUACAUCUAUGAGUAUCCAUUGGUGACCUUGAUCAGGUUGCCACACUAGCCUAAACUUUCAUUAUGGUGGCAAAAUUAAAACUAGAUGGAAACAGCAACGGUGAGUAAUUAAUCAGUAUUACUGGGGUACUCAGAGCUAAAGUAUAAAACUGUCCCCCAUCAAGGAAUGGUGGAAGCCUGCAUUGUUUCCACGUCCAGUCCAAUUUGGAAAACCAAUUGCAUGUGGUUAAUCACACCUUAAAAUGUUUAUGAGUGACAACUUUUAGCAAGAAGUAUUAGUAUUUCUCUGGAUUAUCCCAGUCUUGUCAAAGCAAGUAACAUCCCACCCACCCUGAUUUUGUACAACACAUUUUGUAGUCAUCUUCUUUCUUAAAGAGCUUCUCACUAAACAGGCCUGUUCUGCAGGGGUGUAUGUACAGUGGAACCUCACCAUACGCGGGGGAUCCGUUCCGGAUCCCGCCAUGUAUGGCGAUUUCCGCCUAUGCUUGAGCCCCAUUGUAAACAAUGGGGCUCAUGCAUGGUGGCGCGGAGGUGCGCAGGGCGCACGCACCCAUUCAACUGGGACACGCCCCCCGCGCGCGCCCAGUGGCUUGAGCGCAUACACUCAAAGCCAUGUAAAAAAAGUCCGCGUAUGCGGAGGCCCCACUGUAUUUCGUAUUCAGAAGAAAUUAAGGAGAAGGAAAGGUGCAUCACAAAUCUAGAGUGUUCUGAUAGUUUUGACAGAUGGACAAAAUGGUUCUUAGUUUGAUGCAACAGAAUUGUAUUUGAGUAGGGAGGACCAGAGGGGAACUGCAGAUGGUAAAGGAAUAGCUCCCCUUUUCUCUCACACUCUUAAAAAGCAUUGGUCAGACUAAAAAUUAUUUAGUAAAAUUGGCACUCCAUUGUAGCCAGCUGCUUGAGGUUGCAGCAUAUCACCAUCUGGAGUGCUCAGGGAAACAGACU
Molecule: messenger RNA, 4637 nt
Organism: Sceloporus undulatus (fence lizard)
Lineage: Eukaryota; Metazoa; Chordata; Lepidosauria; Squamata; Phrynosomatidae
Gene: CNOT11
Product: CCR4-NOT transcription complex subunit 11
Exons: 7
Coding region: 2340-3560 (406 amino acids)
Biological process (GO): negative regulation of translation; mRNA catabolic process
Cellular component (GO): CCR4-NOT complex
Source: RefSeq, a predicted model, not a curated record